Molecule: messenger RNA, 6970 nt
Organism: Oryzias melastigma (Indian medaka)
Lineage: Eukaryota; Metazoa; Chordata; Actinopteri; Beloniformes; Adrianichthyidae
Gene: golga4
Product: golgin A4
Exons: 24
Coding region: 176-6367 (2063 amino acids)
Biological process (GO): Golgi vesicle transport
Cellular component (GO): Golgi apparatus
Molecular function (GO): small GTPase binding
Source: RefSeq, a predicted model, not a curated record
UCCUCCACGUUGGCCGCACAUGCGCAGUGAUAUUUACCACCUGCUGGAAGUCAAACGCUAACAAGGAAGUCUGGCUCUGAAAGCUCGAUGUUUGGCGAAGCUAGCAGAAAAUAAACACCACCGACGGGGAGUAGGCUUUCUGCUGUCCGCUCGUUAGCUGCAUCUGCGUGGAACGAUGUUUAAAAAACUCAAGCAGAAGAUAAACGAGGAGCAGUCACCGCAGAGGAAUGCGCAGUCACCUCAGCAGGCCCAGAUGGGCGGUGGAGACCGGCGAAGCAGCCAGCCACACCCUUUUCACCACGAUGUCACGCCUUCUCCCAGUGACAGAGAGAGUACCACCAAAGGGUCUCGGUCUCCCAGAGGCAGCAUUAAUGGGGAUGGCAGCGCCUCUCCUCAAAAAGAGGAGUCGCAGUCGUUCGCCCAGAAGCUGCAGCUGAAAGUUCCCUCUGUGGAGUCUCUGAUCCGAGGUGGGGCGAGCCGGGCGGAAAGCCUGUUCCGCUCCUCCUCAAAGGAGAACCUGGUCCGGAGCUCGUCACGUGAUUCCCUGACACAUUUGGGAGAAAAUGAGGCGGCCCCCUCCUACGAUCCACCAUCAGAUAUUGAGAGUGAAGCAGAGGAGCCGCCAGGGAGCGCAGAGUCACUUUCUAAAGAACAACUGCUGCACAGACUGCUUCAAGUGGAGAGGAGCCUGGGGAAGUACAGAGGGAAGUACUCGGAGCUGGUUACUGCGUAUCGAACAGUGCAGCGUGAAAAAGAAAAAACACAGGCCAUCCUCAGUCAGAGUCAAGAUAAAGCCCUGCGCAGGAUUGGAGAGCUUCGGGAGGAACUUCAAAUGGACCAACAGGCCAAAAAGCACUUACAAGAAGAAUUUGAUGCAGCAUUGGAGGAGAAAGACCAGAUGAUCACCGUCCUUCAGACACAGGUUGCUUUGUUGAAGAAACGAGCCAAAGGCGUCUCUGAUGGUUCAGUGGCGCCUGACCAGGACGUUCCUCAGUCUGAGUUGGCAGAAGAUUCAACAUCUGCAGCACAGAGUCUUUCUCAAGAGCAAAAACUGGAACCUGAGAUUGCAGAGGCAGAGGGCAACAGCGAUCCAGCUAAACUCCUGGAGACUCUGCAGAAACGAGUGACGAGGCAGGAAAACUUGCUGCAGAAGUGCAAAGAUGUGAUCCGCACGCACAAAGACCGGAGCGCACAGCUGAGCAGCGAGAAUGAAACUCUGCACCAGCAGCUGCAGGAGCGGCUGCAGGAGCUGGAGAAGAUGAAGGAACUGCACACAACGGAAAAGACCAAACUGAUCACUCAGCUGCGCGAUGCCAAAAACCUGAUUGAACAACUGGAGCAGGACAAGGGAAUGGUGAUUGCAGAGACCAAACGGCAAAUGCAUGAGACUCUGGAAAUGAAAGAAGAGGAGAUAGCACAGCUGCGCUCCAGACUUCAACAGGUCACGGCUCAGAAGGAGGAAAUCCAGGAGCAGAGAGAAAAAGCAGAGAAAUCAGCUUUUGAAGAACUUGAGCGAGCUCUGAGUGCAGCCCAGAGGGCGGAGGAGGCGAGGAAACAGCUGCAGGUUCAGCUGGAUGAGCGAAUGAAAGAAGUCGAGAGGGCCAGUGAAGAAGAGAGGAAGAGUCUUCAGCAGGAACUCACACGCGUCAAACAGGAAGUCGUGUCCAUAAUGAAGAAAUCAUCCGAGGAAACGGUGUCAAACUUGGAAAAGACGCACAAAGAAGCUUUGGCUGCUAAAGAAGAGGAACUGAAGGAGAAAAUUCAUAAAGCAGUGGAGCAGUGUAAGGAGGAGUUUGCUCGGUUGUCCAAGGAGCAGGAGCAGCAGGCCUCUCUGGCUCUGGAGGAUUCCGAGUUGCAGAAGGCUGCUAUAAGGACAGAGGCUGAUGUUAAAGUUCGGGACGUCCAGCUGGAGCUGGAGGCUGCAAGAACAAGGAUUUUGGAGCUGGAAAGUUCAAUGGACAAGAUCUCAGAAGAGUCCAGUGUCUCUUCUGAGCUUUCCAGCGAGCUGGAGAAGCUGAAGAAUCAACACAAAGAGGAAAUGGCAGCAUUAGAAGAAAAGCAUCAGGAGGAACUGCUAAAGCACAAAGGCGAUCUGAGUCAGCAGCACAACACUGCUCUUCAGGAGCUCACGGAAAAACACCGAGUUGAAAUGGAGAACCUUCUAAAAGACAAGGAGAUGCAGUUCCAAACACACGUUGAAGACAUGAACCAGAAGACAUUAGAAAAGCUGGAUGCAAAGCAGACCGAGUUGGAAGCUGUUUCUGCUGAGUUGUCAGAGGUGUUGAAGAGUAAACAGAUUCUGGAGGAGAAACUGUUGGCAGCAGAAGCCGCUUCCACGUUAGCUCAGCAGGAACAAGAGAGACGCUUCCAAGAUCUGGUUUCAAAGCAUGACGCUGAACUGGAAAACAGCAGGCAGGAGCGUGAUCAGAAGGCUGGAGAUGUACAAAAAACUCUGGAGGAAAAACUUGGUGCACUUUUAAGUGAAAAGGAAAAAGAGAUCGAACAGCUCAUCGCUAGGGAAAAAACACUACAAGAAGAAUCACAUUCCACUACAGAACACUUACAGAUCAAGAUUAAGGAGCUUGAAGAUCUACAGCAGAGUUUAGCUGAAGUCCAGCUAGAAAACAAGAACUUAAAGGAAACAAACACUCAGUUAGGGAAGACCUCUGAAGACUUGGAUCAGUGUAAGAAGGAUUUGAUAGAUCUGAAUGAGCAUUUGGAGACAGCGAAGAAGGAGUUUCGUCAAACCCAGAAGUUGCUUCAAGAGGCUGAACGGCAGUUAGAGGAGAGCAAAAAGGAGCUGUCGGAGAAGGAGAAGUCUCAUGCAACUGAGCUGGAGGAACAGAAGCGCCUCAAGAAACAGCUGGAUGAUGAAAAGGCUGCUCAGGAAAAGAAGCUAACCAGCGUGGAAGCCAAGCUGAAAGCACAGGAGACUAAAAUGGAGAAGUUCAAACAGAAGGCCAAAGAGAUGCAGGAGAACUUUAAGAAAAAGCUUCAGCAGACUGAAGAAAAUGCUAAGAAAGAGCUUGCCAAAAAGGAACUGGAGCUUCAACAGAAAGAGCAGCAAGUUCAGGAAAAGAUUGUGGAGAUGGCUCAGAAAAGCUCUCAAGGUCUGAGCAGCACCGUGUCAGAGCUCCAGAGCAACCACAAGGAGGAACUGGAGAAACUCUACGCCGCUCACAAGCAUGAAGUGGAGGACGUGGAGCACCGCUGGCAGAAGAAGAUGGCUCAGCAGGAGGAAGAGCUGAUGGAGAAACAUUCAGGUGCGCUUCAGGAGAAGGGUCAGGAGCUGAGCGAACUUUCUGAGCAGUUUAAUGUGAGCAGAGCUGAAAACGAACAGCUGAUGAGUGAGAUAAAAACUUUAAAGGAUGAUUUAUCGAAGCGAGAAAUGACUGUUCAGAAGCUGCAGGAAGAGCUCGACAAAGCAGCAGCCAAGAUGGAGAGUUUGUCUCAGGGCGAAGUGUUGCUGAAAGAACAAAUUGAAUCCAUGGAGAGGAAACACGAAGAGAUUCUAAACGAGAGGAAUUCCCUAAAACAAACUCAGGAGGAGAGUAUGGACAAACUUAAAACGCUGACAGAAAAGCUAAAGGAAACAGAGGAGCAGCUUGAAAUGUUGAAAAAUUCUAAAUUUAAGGAGAAUGAGGACCUGCAGAGUAAAUUUGAAGAAACAUCCAGUCAACUACAAGCCAGUGAGGCCGCGUUCCAGCAGGAACUGGUUUUAAUUAUCACCAAAAUGGACCAUUACUGUAAAGAGGUUCAGUCCAAGGUUGAGAACGCCUCCAACGAGCUCCAACAAAGAGUUGAACAUCGAGUGGAGGAGCUGAACAGCAGGUUGAUGCACAGUGAGGAAAAUGUGGGAAAACUUAAAAGGACCGUCCUCACUAAGUUAAGUGGGAUUUGCACUUUAGAGGAAGCUCUUCACAAGCACACAGAGGAGAAGAAGAAUCUAUGCAUUUCAUUAGAACAGAUGUCUGCUCAGGUAAAUGCUCACAUGGAGCAAAUCAAAGCCUUAACACAAGAGAAGGAGGGUCAAUCUCAGCACAUGAACGACCAAGCUCAGAAACUGGAGGAGCUGAGGGUGGCGAACGCUUCCAUAUCAGAAGAUCUGAAAACAAAAGAGCAACAUCUCCAAGACUUGGAGAGCAUCAUCGCUGAUGUGAAAAAUCAGCUUUUAAGUAGCAUCAAAGAGAAAGAAGAAGCCAUAAAUCAGCUAAACCAGCAGCAUGAAGAGGAGAGACGGCGAGCUGCGGCUCAGAUGAAGAAGACCGUGGAGAGGUUAGAGCAGGAAAAGAGGUCUGCUCUGGAGCAAGCGGACGCCCUCAGGAACAGCCUGUCUGAGCACCAGAACACGGCACAGGCAAAGCUCACCCAGGACAGCGCCACCAUCACCUCCCUGCAGUCCAGGCUUGAAGAGAUGGAGCAAGAAAUAUCUAAAAAGAAUCUAGCUCUGCAGAGGCUGGAGGCCAGUUUUGACAAUCAGUCCAUCAGCAAGUCUGAGAUGGAUCAGCUGCUGAGCGAGAAGGAGCAGAAAGUCAGUGACCUGACGUUGGAGCUGGAGAGAUGCCGAAGUCGUCUGGACGAGCUUCAGCAGCAGUUGGCUUUGAAGACCAGCGAGUGUGAGCAGCUCGCCUCUGACCUCAAACAGCACCAAAGCAUCCGGGAGAACGAGAAGAAGGAGCUGGUGGAGCAGCUGCAGCAGAUGCAGAGCUCUCAGAACGGCAGUUUGGAGCAAGAGAUGGUGGAGAAACUGCACUCCCUCGAGGAGGACAACCAAAAGUAUCGACAGGAGCUGGAGAGUCAAAGGGAAGAAUAUGAAAGAAUAAAAGCCGAGUUCAGCAGGAGUAAGGAGUCGAGUCUGAAGGAAACAGAGGAGAGGUUGUCUGCAGAGAGCGCUCGGAAAGUGUCAGAGCUGAAGAAGAAAGCCGAGCAGAAGAUUAGCCAGAUUAAGAAACAGCUUACUGCUCAGAUUGAGGAAAAAGAACAGACGGUUAAGGCUCUUCAAAGCAGCCUGGAGGAGAACAAGAGCAACGAAGCUCUAAGCAAAAAACACGUGGAAACUCUAGAGGAGAAAACGAAGACUCUGGAGGAAUCUCUGAUCAAGCUUAAGGAGGAGCAGGAGAAGCAGCUUCAGCAGAUUUUGAGUGAUGAGAAACUUCAAAAAGAAAAGGCUUUAGAGGAAAUGAAAAGCGUUUAUGAAGAAAAGCUGAUCUCCAGUCAGAGAGAUGCUUCACAACAAGAGGAGCUGAAAGAAACCGAAUCUGCUCUGAGGGAGAUCCAAGAAAAGCUGAAAGAGGCUGAGGAGCAGAAUGAGAACCUUCUCGCUGAAAUAAACCGUUUGAAAGAGCAAAUAUGUGAGAAGGACGCCCAGCUCCAUCAGUAUGAUGCGAGUGCAGAAGUUUCAUCCAGGCUGGAGGCUGAGACGAUGGUGGAACAGAGCAGCAUUCAGCAAACUGCAAGUGAGAUGGACAACAAGAGCGAUGACACAGAUGAUCCUCUGCUGUCUCUAAAGAAUGAACUGAGUAAAAUCAGGAAUGAAAAAGAGAAGAUCCAGAAGGAUUUCACCAGGUUACAGAAAGACAUGCGGGUCAUGAGGAAGGAGCACGAACAGGACCUGGAGUACGUGAAGAAAGAGCUGCUGGAGGAGAACGACAAAAAGCUAAAACAAGAGCUGGAAGAUUUGGAAUUGAAGCACAACUCCAACAUCAAACAGUUAAUGAGGGAAUUCAACACGCAGAUGGCUGUGAAGGAGAAGGAGCUCGACACCGCCGUGAAGGAGGCCAUCGCCAAAGCUCAGGCUGUGGAGGCUGAGCUCAUCAACAUUCACCGGGAGGAGGCCAGCCAGCUGAAGAGCAUGGUGUCUCAGAAAGAGGAGGAUUUGCACAGAACUGUUCAAAAGUAUGAACAGGUCAUACAGAACCGAGAAGAGGAGAUGGGAGACCGAGUCUGGCAGGUUCAGAAGCAGCUGGAGGAGUUGCAGACACGCUGCCGGGACACCUCAGAGUUGACCUCAGAGGACCUACAGGCCCAGCUCGCUGAAAAGACGACGCUGCUGAGUGAGGCGAGGCUGAAGGAGCAGGGGUUUGUAGAGAAAAUUCACUCGCUGGAGGACAAGAUUAAAUUUCUGCACCGCGGCACUGUUGUAACUCAUCUGGGGAGCUCAGUGAAAGAUCCUGGAAUUGGCAUUCCUGAUGCUCUGUCAGAAGCCACAGAGAUGGAGUACCUGAGGAAGGUUCUGUUCGAAUACAUGAUGGGACGGGAAACGAAAACAAUGGCCAAAGUAUUAACCUCCAUGCUGAAGUUUCCUCCAGACCAAGCACAGAUAGUUUUGGACAAAGAAGAUUCAAAAACACUUCCAUGGUUACGAUGAGUUCUCGAUUGAUUUGGGUUCUUUACGAUCACAUCGGCUGCUGCUAUUGUGCUGAAGGGGAAGACUGCCAUGGAUGAGGAAAAGUCCUUCUCUCUGUAUCUCAUGGUUUAUUGGUGUGUGUGUGGGGGAAAGUCUGUGUGUGUGAAAGAGAUGGUGUGUGUGAAAUCAUCGAAAAGGUUUAAGGGAAUUUCAUAAUCUUCCAUAAUCCAUAGCUUAAAAUUUGUUUAUUUAUGUUUUAGAUUAUAAAUACUUUGUUUUAGGGUUUGUUUCUACAGGUUGGCUUGUGCAAUAAAUGAUAUCACAUUCUAAAGCUGACAGUUGAUUUAUAAGUUCCCUUGUUGUUGUCCGAGUCACUUCCUGUGUAAAUCCACAGACGACCCUUUAACUGUGCGUUCUCCUCACGUCGACAUACGGGCCUCUGGUUGGAGAUGGCGAUGGCUCAGCGCCGCUUUUCUACACUUGAUAUUUUUAAGCUAACGCUCACAGAAACCCCAAAGUGCAAAAGUGUAAAUUAUUUUAUGAGAACUACCACUGUAGUAUGGGACACUUAAUGACUUGCUAUACAUUUUCAGACUGAUGGAUUAAAUCUUAUUUACAAAAGAA